Solanum tuberosum (potato) is the source of this 648-nucleotide messenger RNA. RefSeq lists its product as uncharacterized. Bases 1 to 648 code for a protein of 215 amino acids. The record is from RefSeq and is a predicted model, not a curated record. NCBI's taxonomy places the organism in Eukaryota, Viridiplantae, Streptophyta, Magnoliopsida, Solanales, Solanaceae. The transcript has a single exon.
AUGGAGAAAAUCUUUGAAAUGACUGAUCUUGGAGUCAUGAAGUACUUUCUUGGCAUGGAAGUGUUGCAGUCCAGUGAUGGAAUUUUCAUAUGCCAGCAGAAAUACAUUUCGGAUAUUCUAAACCGGUUCAAAAUGCAAGACUGCAAACCUGUGAGUACUCCAAUCUCUACUGGUGUGAAGCUUGGCAAGGAUGAGGAUUCCGAAAAAGUGGAUGAUAGUAUGUAUAGAAGCUUAAUUGGCAGUCUUCUAUAUCUAACCGCAAGCAGACCUGACAUUCUAUUUGUUGUAAGUUUGCUCUCUAGGUUCAUGCAUUCGCCUAGAGACACAUACUUCACAGAGGCUAAAAGAGUGUUAAGGUAUAUUAAAGGAACCAGCAAGUUUGGAACCUUUUUCCCAACAUUUGUCGAAGUAACUAUGAACCUAAUCGGGUACUCUGAUAGUGAUUGGGGUGGCAGAGUUGAUGAUUCCAGAAGCACCUCUGGAUAUCUUUUUUGUUUCGGGACAAGUUGUUUUAGGUGGAGCUCUAGGAAACAAGAAAUUACAGCUCAAUCAAUAGUAGAAGCUGAGUACAUAGCUGCUGCAUCUGCUGUGAAUCAAGCUAUCUGGCUAAGGAAGAUGUUGAAGGACUUGGGUGAUGAACAAACAUAA